CUCCACAACCACCACCAUGCGACUAUCGAAUUUCUUUUCAAAGUGCAUCAACGCCUGCUUCGUUCUUACCUUCCUUGCAAACCCCACGUCAUCAUAUUUCAUUAUCACGGAGCCGGCGGCGGGAAGACAGUGGGUGAACGGUGCUACCAACCUUGUUACUUGGGAGAAGGGUGUGCUGGAUGGCGUCUACGGGUUUGAUGUCGAGAUGGCACGCAUGAGCCAGGACGGGCUCAUGAAACUUGCCCGCAACGUUCCUUCGGCCUCCAACGCCAUAAAUCUUCAAUUACAAGACGUACCUGCGGGUGACGACUACUUCCUCAUCUUCAUCAACUCAACGAUUGGUGUCCUAUACGCUACUUCCUCACGUUUUACAAUCCUUGCCGCAUCGAGUACGCCUACCUCCCAAGCGCCGUCACCGGAUGCCAAGGUAUCGACUGUGGCUGUGAGCGGAGGCCCAAAUCCAACAGCUCAGUUUGCUACCACAUUCCCGGCGAUCGCUAGCGCCGCCGUUGUCAGGUGGGAGGUGGGGAUGGAGCAUUUAGCGGGCCUGCUCAGUGUCACGAUAGGUGUCGUCUUUGGGGCUAGUUGGACUUUGCUUUGGUGAUAUGGGCUGGGUGCUGCAGGGUGUGGGAAUGGCCUUGCACCCGACCACCUUUGGUGUGGCAUUUAUCGUGCCAAUGUCGCAUUCAACGUAGGCUGCCGUCCAGAAAUCUAUUUUCUUUGUCCCGCCCGCCACCUAUGCCUACCCCCGUGGUCGCGCUUCUGCUCCCGAAGGAUUCUGAGCACCUAAAAGAUACACAACUAUUUUGCAAGCCCGCCGCUCAUACGGCUUCCUGUCCUUUCCCACAACUACCUAUACCCCGUGGACAUAUAGCAGUAUCACUCGUCAUUUCACUCUUUUAAAUAUACUAAAUACUUUACAUUAUAUGCUUCGAGGUC
Messenger RNA from Laccaria bicolor S238N-H82, 939 nucleotides. RefSeq lists its product as uncharacterized. The transcript is spliced from 3 exons. The record is from RefSeq and is a predicted model, not a curated record. NCBI's taxonomy places the organism in Eukaryota, Fungi, Basidiomycota, Agaricomycetes, Agaricales, Hydnangiaceae. Bases 17 to 604 code for a protein of 195 amino acids.